Messenger RNA from Penicillium argentinense, 1908 nucleotides. Its product is annotated as alpha-L-arabinofuranosidase A. Bases 1 to 1908 code for a protein of 635 amino acids. The record is from RefSeq and is a predicted model, not a curated record. The transcript is spliced from 8 exons. Gene Ontology annotation, molecular function: alpha-L-arabinofuranosidase activity. Gene Ontology annotation, biological process: L-arabinose metabolic process. NCBI's taxonomy places the organism in Eukaryota, Fungi, Ascomycota, Eurotiomycetes, Eurotiales, Aspergillaceae.
AUGCUGCAUCGGUAUCUUCUUUUGCCGCUGUUGGCUUCCUGCAGUGCGGCCGUUACUAUUUCAGUCGCGAAGUCGGGAGGAAAUGCCACCACCAACCUGCAAUAUGGAGCCAUGGAAGAGGAAAUCAACCAUUGCGGCGAGGGUGGUCUGUACGCAGAGCUGAUCCGCAAUAGGGCAUUCCAGGGAAGCACAAAGUAUCCGUCAUCCCUGGAUGCCUGGACUGCCGUGGGUGGAUCAUCUCUAUCACUGCAGAAUCUCACUGAUCCACUUUCCUCCGCUCUCCCCACCUCAGUGAGAGUUAAGGGCAGUGGGACUGCUGGACUCACCAAUGCCGGAUUCUGGGGAAUCGAUGUGCGACCGCAGAAGUACACUGGGUCUUUCUAUGCCAAAGGCGAUUACUCGGGCUCCUUCACGGCGGCUCUCACCUCAUCCAAUGGAAAGACAUUGGCUAGCACCAAGGUGAAAUCGAAGAGUGUAUCUGGUAAAUGGGUGCAGCAUGAGUUCACCCUGACUGCAAAGUCCACGGCCUCUAAUACCAACAACACCUUUUCGCUGUCAUUCGAUGCUUCGAAAGCGAAAAAUGGCUAUCUUGACUUCAACCUGAUCAGUCUGUUCCCCCCGACUUGGAAUGAUCGUCCUAAUGGCAUGCGACGAGACCUGAUGCAGGCUUUGAAGGACCUCAACCCUAAAUUUCUGCGUUUCCCUGGCGGAAACAAUCUAGAGGGAGACACAAUUGAAGGCAGAUGGAAGUGGAACGAGACCAUCGGACCUCUUAAGGAUCGUCCUGGCCGCGCUACAACCUGGAGCUAUGAGGAGACUGGUGGUUUCGGUCUGAUCGAGUAUAUGGAGUGGUGUGACGAUCUUGGCAUGGAGCCCAUCCUCGCUGUAUGGGCUGGAUUGGCCCUCAAUGGCGACGUUGUCCCAGAGGCUGAGCUGGAUGUCUACGUCCAGGAUGCCCUUGAUGAGCUGGAGUUCCUGACUGGCUCUGUUGAUACCGAACUCGGUGCGCUUCGUGCGAAGUACGGACACCCUGAGCCGUGGAAGAUCCGAUACGUCGAGGUUGGAAAUGAAGACAACCUCAACAAUGGAUUGGAGUCGUACAAGUCAUACCGCUUUGCUGCAUUCUACGAUGCUAUUACCGAGAAGUACCCCGAUAUUCAGGUUCUGGCCUCAACUAUCGACAUGACUCUCGAGGGCAAGGCCGGUGGUGACUACCAUCUGUACGACAUCCCAGACAAUUUCAUCACCAAGUUCGACAUGUUCGACAGCUACAGCCCCGACCACCCUAUUCUGCUCGGCGAAAUUGCUGCCACCGAAUUUAACAACGGCGAAGGCAUUGACUGGAGUGACACCAACUUCUCUCUGUACCCAUGGUGGAUUGCGUCGGUUGCUGAGGCUGUCUUCCUUUUGGGCGCUGAGCGGAACGCAGACAAGAUCAUCGGAACUACCUAUGCGCCGUUCUUGAUGAACCUGGACAGCUACCAGUGGUCCCCAACUAUGAUCUCCUUCAACGCCAACCCAGAUGACACUGCCAAAUCCACCAGCUUCCACGUCUACAGCCUUUUCAAUGAAAACCAUAUGACCAACACCCUUCCGGCAACUUCCGAGGAUGCCUUUGGCCCGCUGUAUUAUGCAACCGGCCUGAACAGCGAGACCAACUCCCGCAUCUUCAAGGCGGCUGUGUACAACAGCACCGAAGAUGUGCCUGUGUCGUUGACCUUUUCGGGUGUGGGCCGGGGCACCAAAGCUGACUUGACCAUUCUCACCGCACCUGAUGCCUUGUCAAUGAACGAGGUGGGUGGACAAAACAUUGUGAAGACUCAGACUACGACAAUCAAGGCUGGCAAGAAGGGAGAGUUCAGCUUCAAGCUGCCCAACCUUAGCGUGGCUGUCCUCACAACGAAUUAG